GCCAGAGCAGCCAGGUGGCGCCAGGACAGGUGCGAGCGGAGCCAGGCAGCCGGCUGCAUUCCCGAAGAGGAUGGCCUCUUGCUGAUCGGGGCUGAACUUCAACGCAGAACCGGAGCAACGCUUCGCGGGUCAGAUGGCGACAGCAAACAAGGGCACCAAGUCCAAAGUGGGGGGUGUCCGUUUUGCCCCCACCCAGACGGUGGAAGGAUCUUCCAGCCACGUCCACUUUGAUGAGAAGCUCCACGAUUCGGUGGUCAUGGUGAGCCAGGAGAAGGACGGGAACUUUCUCGUGAAGGUUGGGUUCCUGAAGAUCCUGCACAAGUACGAAAUCACCUUCAUCUUGCCUUUUGUGCAGCAGCUGGGGAAGAACAUUGUGAGUGCGCCGCUCUCCAACCUUAACCUUAAAGUGAUGGAUAUUCUGCCAGUCCCUGAAGCCAACAUGGAGGUCCCCGUUACCACCGAAGCCAAUAGCGAGAUCAAUAACCUCGAAUAA
Messenger RNA from Elgaria multicarinata webbii, 493 nucleotides. RefSeq names its product adipose secreted signaling protein (gene ADISSP). NCBI's taxonomy places the organism in Eukaryota, Metazoa, Chordata, Lepidosauria, Squamata, Anguidae. The transcript has 5 exons. The coding region runs from base 134 to 493 and encodes 119 amino acids. The record is from RefSeq and is a predicted model, not a curated record.